UGACAAUUCUCAUCCCUACUUUCUUCAUCCAUCUGAUGCACCAGGACUGGUCCUGGUGAAUACUCCUUUUGAUGGCAAAGAAUAUCCAGGAUGGAGAAGGCCUAUUCUUAUCUCUCUUUCAGCAAAAUAUAAGUUGGGCUUCAUAGAUGAAGCUUGUCCUGCUCCAGCCCUAACCGAUUCGACCUUUAAACUCCGGAGUCGCUGCAAUGACAUGGUAACAUCUUGGCUUUUAAAUUCUCUUUCUAAAGAUAUUGCUUCCAGUUUUUUUUAUUCCAGAACAACCAAAGAUCUUUGGUCAGAUCUUGAACACAAAUUUGGCCAGCCCAAUGGGAAAAAAUUGUAUCAUCACAAAAAGAAUUAGCAGAGCUAGUCCAAGGAUCUAGUGAUAUUGCUGGAUACUUCACCAAGAUGAAAAGGUUAUGGGAUGAGUUGGACACUAUAAACGCUAAUGUGCUUUGCACUUGUGAGCAUUCAUGUGAAGGAAAAAAGAAGAUGAUCUAGUUCAAAGGAGAUGAAAGGCUCAUUCAUUUCCUCAUGGGAUUGAAUGAUACCUAUACACCAGCGAGAAGCAAUAUUCUUACGCUUAGUCCUUUACCCACUGUGAACCAUGCAUAUUCUCUCUUGAUGAAGGAUGAAAAUCAAAGAGAAACCCAUCUCUCUUCUCAGUUUCCCGGAGAUAGAUGUUCUUUCAUGGUAGGAAAAUCAGCUAUCUCAGAAAUUCAACUCAACACUCAACCAAAAUCUGGAUCUGGAUUUAACCAUCAACAGAAGGCCGAAAAUACUUAUUUCAAAGGAAACACAUCUUACAAAGGAAAGAAAAGCAACCAAUUGUGCAAUUAUUGUAAGAUGACUAAUCAUACUAUUGAUAAUUGUUACAGGCUAAUAGGUUUUCCAGCAGAUUUUAAGUUUACCAAAUCCAAGAAAUUUCAAGGAACUGUGAGAAGCAACUCUGCAACUUCAAUGGAAGAACCAGACGAGAAUCAAUCUAUUCUUGUUGCCUCUGAGAAUCCUAAAUUUGCUCAACAACUCUCCACAAAUCAAUUCACUCAGCUUGUUCAUCUCUUAAAACAUAUUCAAGAAGGAAAACCUGUUGGAUCAGAAGUCAAUGCCAACUCAGCUGCUGGGCCCUUUCUUGAGGAGCCCUCAAGUUUUUGGUGAAGUCAAAGAUGGACUAUACAUUUAGAGCCUACUGGCACUCAACCUCUUGCUACAAAAACUGUAGUUUCAUUUCCUAAGAGAGCUAGUUCUCAUUCUGUUUCAGAUUCAGUAAUUUCAUUGCCUAAGAGAUUUAAUUCUCAUUCUAUUCUAGCUUCAGUUUCUAUUCCUAUUUCAGCUAUAUCACAACCUGAUGUAAUGUUAUGGCAUGCAAGAUUGGGGCAUUUGCCUUUCAAUGCAAUGAAAUAUAUCAGUUCCUUUAAUUUUCUUCAAAUUUUGAAUGCCCUUGCACUGUGUGUCCCUUAUCAAGACAGUCCAGAUUACCAUUUCCAAUUAGUCAUAUCAAGAGUAAAGGAAUUUUUGAUCUUCUUCACAUUGAUAUUUGGGGUCCCUAUAAGGUUCCUACUUAUAAUGGAUAUAAAUACUUUCUCACAAUUGUGGAUGAUUUUAGCAAAGGAACCUGUACUUAUUUGUUGACUGCUAAAUCAAAUGCUUUUUCAGUACUCAAGGAUUUCUUAUGCAUGAUAUAAAGACAGUUUAAUGCUAAAGUGAAAUUAAUAAGAUUUGACAAUACCCUGGAACUAGGGAGGAGUGCAGAAACUUCUUCAUUUUUACGAUCCCAAGAUAUUCUACAUCAGACUUCUUGUACAACCACACCACAACAAAAUGAAAUUGUGGAAAGGAAACAUAGGCACUUACUAGAAAUUGCAAGAGCCUUAAUGUUCCAUUCCAAAGUUCCUAUUCCUUAUUGGGGAGAGUGCAUACUCACUGCAACAUAUUUGAUUAACAGGUUUCCAUCUAGAGUACUGCAAGGUAACACACCUUAUGAACUCUUGUUUCAUCAGAAACCUUUAUAUCAUCAUUUAAGAAGCUUUGGAUGUUUGUGUUGUGCUUCUACAUUAUCACAUAAUAGAGGCAAAUUCCAGCCUAGAGCAAUUGGUUGUAUAUUUUUAGGGUACCCUACUAGACAAAAGGGAUACAAGGUGCUUAUUCUGGAUUCUAAGAAGGUAUGCACAUCAAGGGAUGUAUAUUUUCAUGAACACAUUUUUCCAUUUUCCUCUUUUCCUAAUACCAUUUUAUCUACCAUUUUUCCACCUAUCUCUUCUAUUUAUUCUAAUCACAUUACAAAUGACUCCAUGUUUUUUCCUUCUCCCACAGUUUCAGACCAACCCUCACCAGUUUUAUCUCCGGCUAUGGAAACUAAUUCCAUUUUUCAUCCUCAAACUACCACUACUCCACAUACCUCCACUAUUCAAGACC
This is a messenger RNA of Solanum dulcamara, 2415 nucleotides long. RefSeq lists its product as uncharacterized. NCBI's taxonomy places the organism in Eukaryota, Viridiplantae, Streptophyta, Magnoliopsida, Solanales, Solanaceae. Bases 535 to 1158 code for a protein of 207 amino acids. The transcript is spliced from 2 exons. The record is from RefSeq and is a predicted model, not a curated record.